UUUAAAAAUGUUUUCCAAAAUCUUAUUAGCUAUAAUUAUUCUCCAAUUAAUUUUGGAUAAUGAAGGGGAUAAUGUAGAAGUAGGACCUCCAAAAGUAGUUGCGCAACCUCCAGUUGCAACAACAGAAUGUGCUCACCAUAAAAACAAAAAUGGUGGAAAAAAGCAUAAAGGAGGAAAAGGGGCGUUUUUAAAGAAACACAAAGGAACUAAAAAGCCUAAAAAGAAUAAAAAUGGAAGGAAAACAAAACCUCCUCAAGUUUAA
This is a messenger RNA of Meloidogyne enterolobii, 262 nucleotides long. The record is from the annotation of a GenBank genome assembly. NCBI's taxonomy places the organism in Eukaryota, Metazoa, Nematoda, Chromadorea, Rhabditida, Meloidogynidae.